This is a messenger RNA of Paramecium tetraurelia, 1641 nucleotides long. RefSeq lists its product as uncharacterized. Lineage: Eukaryota; Ciliophora; Oligohymenophorea; Peniculida; Parameciidae. The transcript is spliced from 6 exons. The record is from RefSeq and is a predicted model, not a curated record.
AUGUAAUAGGAUUAAAAUCAAGGAAUGGACAACUAGAUGGCUGAUAAGGAAAUGACCGUUUAAGAGCAACUCUUGGAACAAUAGAAGAAAUUUAGGAACUUGGAAUCUGACAGGAAGGCAUAUGCUGAAGAAACAGUUGCAAACAUUAAGAAACAAAGGGGAAUCAUAGACAAACUGAAGAACGAGAAUUACAUUUUAAAGGACUUGAUUGCUAAAAUGAAUUCUCAGAAACUUUAAUUAAAUUAAACUACAUAUUCUAAAGGACCUAAUAUUGAUACUAUUAUUGAUGAUUUGAAAGUAGCAAUUAAUGAAGAGAAGAAAUAAUAAGAGGAAAUUGAUACUCAUGUUGCGGAUUUUUAAAAAAAGAUCAUAGAAAAGAGACAUGCUCUUGGAGGUUACAAUGCAGGAGCAGAAAAUGAGAGUGCUUUAUAAAAAUAAAUAAAGAUAUUGGAAAAUAGACUGGACAAAACAAAUUAAAAAUUUAAUGAAGCCAUAGCCAUUAAUAAACAAUUGAGAUAAUAAAUUGACAGUUUAAGAAGAGAACGAGUUAUUUUCGAUAAUUUAUACAAAAAAUUAGAGAAGGAAUUGCAUGAAAAGAGAAAAGAAAUGGCCGAUAUUAUUGAAACUGCCAAUACUGCAUAUGAAGAAAGAGAUAAAGCCAAUGAUCUGAUCCAAAGUUUAAAAUAGUAAGCAAAAAGAGAAUCUGCUGAUUUUGAAAAGGAUUUGAGAGAGUUGAGUUAAAUAAUGGAAAAAAAUAAGAAAACCUUAGAUUAUAUGAAAUUGACAGAAAAGAAUAGGGAAAUGGAUACUUAGGAGGUAGUAGAUCCAGAAAAGUUAACUAAACCCAAAACUACCAAAUUAACUAGAGAUAAAACAGUAAAUUAAACUAUUGUUGAAUAAAUCAUGAAAUACGAAGAAGAUUUUGCCAAAAUAUAGGCAGCAACUUAAAUUAAAGUGUUUGAUGAAUUAAUCAAAAUAUUCAUUUAAAAUGAAGAGAAGAAUUUUCAAAUGUUCAAAUAUGUUAAUGAAUUGAGUAAUGAAAUCGAGGAUCUUGAAAAGCAAAUAGGAGAAUUAAAAGAGGAAGCAUCUCAAUAUGAAGGAUAGGGAUCAAAUGUGGAUGUUCAAAGAAAAAGACACUUGAAAGACCUUGAAGAAAAACUAUCUAGAGCUGAAUCAAAGUCAGAACAAUAUGAAUUCAAAUACAACGAAUCAUUAAAAUUAAUUAACAGCUUAACUAAUUGGAUUGAAACUUUGUUUAAUACUGUUGAAUGUGAUAAAUAGAUGGCUACAGAAAUUGCAGGAUCUCAUGGAGUCACUGAUACCAAUAUGAUGAUAUACUUAGGCUUAAUAGAGAAUAAAACAAAUAAGUUGUUGUAAUACUAUUAGUAAAUUCAUCAAAAAAUAUCAGAAAACUAAAUCAACUCUUUACAAUAAUUAGCUGCUAUGAAUGAGAAAAAUCUAUAAAAUAAAAAUAGGGCUGAGUUGCCUUAAUUUGAUGAACAUGAAGAGGAUGAUAUAGAAGGAGAUAAAAUUUUAUCAGUAGAAGAAUUCAAGAAAAAAGCAUUAGAAAAACUUGAAAAAUAAUAGAAUUAAACUAAAAAUAAAAGAUCUGGUCCUAAUAAAUUAAGAAAAAAUAAAUGA